Staurois parvus is the source of this 574-nucleotide messenger RNA. Lineage: Eukaryota; Metazoa; Chordata; Amphibia; Anura; Ranidae. The record is from the annotation of a GenBank genome assembly.
GAGAUUCCACUCAGUAGUUUGUGUCUCUGCCCUCUCUCACAAUGGGGAGAUUCCCCCCAGUAGUUUGUGUCUCUGCCCCUCCCACAAUGGGGAGAUUCCCCCCAGUAGUUUGUGUUUCUGCCCCUCCCACAAUGGGGAGAUUUCCUCCAGUAGUUUGUGUCUCUGCUCCUCCCACAAUGAGGAGAUUCCCCCCAGUAGUUUGUGUCUCUGCCCCUCCCACAAUGAGGAGAUUCCACUCAGUAGUUUGUGUCUCUGCCCCUCCCACAAUGAGGAGAUUCCCCCCAGUAUUUGUGUCUCUGCCCCUCCCACAAUGGGGAGAUUCCCCCCAGUAGUUUGUGUCUCUGCCCCUCCCACAAUGGGGAGAUUCCCCCCAGUAGUUUGUGUUUCUGCCCCUCCCACAAUGGGGAGAUCCCCCCAGUAAUUUGUGUCUCUGCCCCUCCCACAAUGGGGAGAUUUCCUGCAGUAGUUUGUGUCUCUGCCCCUCCCACAAUGAGGAGAUUCCCCCCCAGUAGUGUGUCUCUGCCCCUCCCACAAUGAGGAGAUUCCCCCCCAGUAGUUUCUGUCUCCCCCAGUC